Molecule: messenger RNA, 2837 nt
Organism: Tachysurus fulvidraco (yellow catfish)
Lineage: Eukaryota; Metazoa; Chordata; Actinopteri; Siluriformes; Bagridae
Gene: grcc10
Product: gene rich cluster, C10 gene
Exons: 4
Coding region: 141-632 (163 amino acids)
Biological process (GO): post-embryonic development
Source: RefSeq, a predicted model, not a curated record
ACCCGGAACUGCCGUGCAUUUGUUGACUUCUUGUCAAUAUAUACGAAGAUUUUAUUUUCUCACCCGUAUUUCGCCAAACCGAUCCUUCCGCAACGGGAUUGGUUAAUAUACCCGCUGGUCGGUGAUGUGAUUGGUCCGUAAUGUUUAAGCAUCGGUUGUCAGCCAAUGAACUGAUCGGUCGGUCCUCUCAGGAGGCGAGUUGUUGGAAUACGGGUGGGAUAAAGAAAAUAACGCGUAGCCGAGCGCCUGCUGUAACUUUAAAAAUGGCAUCAGCUCCAGCCCAACAGCCUACACUGACAAUAGAACAAGCCAGAGUGGUGAUGAGUGAGGUGAUCCAGGCUUUCUCUGUGCCUGAGAAUGCCUCUCGGAUGGAGGAGGCCAGAGAAAGUGCCUGUAAUGACAUGGGGAAGAUGCUCCAGCUGGUUCUUCCUGUGGCUACACAAAUCCAGCAGGAAGUGAUCAAGGCUUACGGCUUCAAUAACGAAGGAGAAGGUGUUCUGAAGUUUGCCAGACUGGUGAAGAUGUACGAGUCUCAGGACCCAGAAAUCGCUGCCAUGUCGCUCAAGCUGAAGUCUCUUCUCCUGCCUCCUCUCUCCACUCCGCCUAUCGGUGGAGGAAUUCCAGCUUCUUAAAUCCAGCUCAAUCAACACCCACGUCGCAGGGGUUUUAAAACAUCCUCACUUUAACUGUCAUCUGAAAUAUAGGUGGAUUUUCCAGACUGCGAUUAUUAAACAGAUUCUCACAAUCAGUGUCCUGGCAGCUGGCAGUCACUGCACUGUGACUGGGGUUUUGGCUGAGAAGUAGAACGGAGCCUGGUGGGCGUUGGGGUUUAAGACUUUAAGAAUUUCAGUUUAUGUUCUAUAUGUUAAAGGAACAUCACUGCUGUACAGUCUGUGCAGUUUAUCUCCGUAGUUGUUGCAGUGACUAUUCCAAAAGGACGGAAAUCACCUGCUAUAAAGAGCACAAAUAAAUAAAUCCUACAUAUUACAGUCUGGAAAAUCCACGGUUCAUAUCCUGAACUUCUCACAUUUCCAUGGCAUUCCUACUUUUGUAUCAUCAUUGCAUACUCUCGCUCGUAUUUAUUUGUAUUCCGCUGUAUUAUAGUACGAUUUUUUUGCACAAACCUGGACAUUCCUCUGAAAGAACAACAACAUUUGAAGAGGUGAGUGAAAGAGACUUCAAGCGAAAUCUCACUCUGAUGUAAAUCCUACAGCUGCUGUGGAAAUUCCAGCCAUGCAAAGAUCCCGAGGAACAGUUAAGCCAGGACUAAGAUGUAUGGCAUGUAGUUAAUCAGCAAACCCUGUUUUCUUUACUUUUAGUUUUUGCACAUUUUUCCAAACAAAUAAUAGAAAUAUCUCUGUCCCAGAGUCUUUUACUUAACGAGUUUCCUCGAGCCACAUCCAGUGCUUCAGGAACUUUUAUAAAGGCACGCAAACACUCCAGACACCGGAGGCUUAAAAAGAACGACCUACACUUUUGUCGUCCACUUUAUUAGGAACGCCUGCACUUUCAAGCGUUUAUCUAAUUAACCAAUUAUGUGGCAGCAGCGUAAAGCAUAAAAUCUUACGGGUGAAGAUCAAGAGCUUCGUUUUAUGUUCACAGAAAAAGUCUGAUCUCUGUGACCUUAAUCGUGCUUUGGUUUUUAGACGGGCUGGUUCGAGUAUUUGAGAAACUGUUGAUCUCCUGCUGGGAUUUUCUCACACAACAGUCUGUAGAGUUUAUAAGGAAUAGAAAAAAAAAACAGAAUGCAUUGUGUGAGCGACAGUUCUGUGUGUGGAAACACCUCGUUGAUGAGAGAUCUGAGGAGAAUGGCCAGAUUGAUUCAAGCUGACAGGAAGGAUAUAGGAAGUCAUAUAAUCACAGAAAAGCAUCUCGGCAUAUGUUGUACAUCAAACCUUGAGGUCAAUAAGCUACAAAAGCAGAAGACCUCAUCAGGUUUCUCUCCUGUCAGCCAAGAACAAGACUCUGAGGGUGUCAUGAGCACAGACUUGCAUAAAUAGCCUCAGAUUCCUGUUCUUAGCUGACAGGAGUCGAGCCCAAUGUCUUCUUCUGCUUGAGCGAUUAUAUGGCUUUAGUAUACUUUUUACUUUUUAUAUACUUUAGUUUUCCUAGCAGCUCAAACCAAUCUGUCUAUUUUCAUCUGAAUUCCCUCAUCAAUGAGGUGUUUCCACACACAGAACCGUCACUCACAUAAUGUUUUUUUGUUUUCUGCACCAUUCUGUGUAAACUCUAGAAACUGUUGUGUGUGUGUGUGUGUGUGUGUGUGUGUGUGUGUGUGUGUGUGUGAAAAUCCCAGCAGGAGAUCAUCUGUUUCUCAAAUACUCAAACCAGCCCACGUGCUACAUCCAAGCCACAGCUACAGUCCCAGAGAUCAGACUUAUUCUUCAUUCUGAUGACGGAUGUGAACGUGAAUUGAAGCUCUUGACAUGUAUGUGUAUGAUUCUGUACACCGUGCUGCUGCCACAUGAUUGGAUGAUUAGAUAACUGCUCGAACAUGUAGGUGUUCCUAAUAAAGUGGGUGGUGAGGUUGCAACAAACUUCAGUAAUUUUGUUAGGAAUAUUUUAGUCUCAAAGCUUCAGGUCAAUACUAAAGAACAAGCUGAUUAGAAAUAAGAUGAAGAUAUGAUAGCAUGUUACGUCUGAACUGACUGCUGCAUGUGAUCCAGGACGAGGAGAAGCUUUCCUUCAUACAGUAAAGUGUCUGAUAAAUCUGUGAAUUAAUGUUCAGGUGCAUCACCUUCAUCAUAAACACUAUUCAUGUUUCCAUUUCCUUAAAUGUUUUUAUUUUUUGUGAAUUCAUUUUUGGUGUGCAAUAAAAACUCAAAUCAGGAUCAACA